Eutrema salsugineum is the source of this 1083-nucleotide messenger RNA. RefSeq names its product neurofilament medium polypeptide. The transcript has a single exon. Lineage: Eukaryota; Viridiplantae; Streptophyta; Magnoliopsida; Brassicales; Brassicaceae. The record is from RefSeq and is a predicted model, not a curated record. Bases 1 to 1083 code for a protein of 360 amino acids.
AUGGAGAAGAAAGUGACUGAUGAGAUGAUGGAGAAAGAAACAGGAAUUUUUGAUGUGGUGAAAGAUAGUUCAGCAUCUGAUUCAAUCCAGAUUGAGCGUGUUGAUCAAACUCUUAUCGAUGAGAACAAACUAUCAGCUGAAUCAAAGAAGGAAUCACCUGUAGAAGUGGUGGAGGAAGUUGCAGAUGUUGAAAAAUCUGAAGAAUCUGCAGAGAAAGAGAAAGAUGAGAGUAGUGAGAAAGAACCUACAGAAAUGGUUUUGAUUGUUGAAGAGGUUAAUGUUGAAUCAUUUGAUGAGGAGAAAGCAGAGAAGAAGGAGACCAUGGAGGAUGUUGAUGAAGAAGUUAAGGAGGAAAAAUAUGCUGAAACUGCAGAGAAGAAAGAUGUGAAGAUUGUUAAUGUUUCUGAAUCGACAGAUAAAGCUGGAGGGAAACAUGAAGAUGAAAUCAAAGAUGUGGAACCUGUUUCAUCAGCUGAAACAACAGAUGUAAAAUUUCUUGAGGUUGAGUCAAAGCCAGAGGCUUCUCAAGCUAAGGAAUCAGCUUCAGAAGUUGAGGUAAAGGCAGAGGAAAACUCUGAAACAGAGGAAGAAGCUGAGGCUGAGCUCCAUGUCAAGGUGGAGGAGAAAAGUGUUGAAACAAAGUGCCCUGAGGAAGUUGUAUUGAUAAGCCAAGAUCUAGUGUAUGAGCCUAAGAAGGAGAGUGAAGAAGUUUCUUAUUCAUCUCUCACUGAUUUCAUUGAGAAGAUGGGUAUUGAAGCAAAGCAUGUAGUGGAAGAGCCAUCAAAGGAUGUCACAAAUAAGCUUGUUGAAGAAGAUGAGGGUAUCAAGGAGGAUACUUUGAGACAAACUGAUAUUGAAUCAAACGAGAAAGCAAUUGCAGCUAAAUCACAAGAGGAGAUGACUGCAGAGAAAGCGGCAGAGGGAUUACAAACAGAACCUGAUGUUAAAGAAAGCGGUGAAGGGAAACAAGAAUCAGAAGUCACAGAGAAAGAAUUUUCUGUUAAGCCAAAGCAUUCAAGCAACAUUAUAUCAAAGGUAAAACAAUCUCUUGUUAAGGCAAAGAAAGCAGUCACUGGAAAAUAA